Molecule: messenger RNA, 4022 nt
Organism: Salarias fasciatus (jewelled blenny)
Lineage: Eukaryota; Metazoa; Chordata; Actinopteri; Blenniiformes; Blenniidae
Product: synaptopodin-2-like
Exons: 2
Coding region: 12-3047 (1011 amino acids)
Biological process (GO): positive regulation of actin filament bundle assembly
Cellular component (GO): actin cytoskeleton; nucleus; Z disc
Molecular function (GO): actin binding
Source: RefSeq, a predicted model, not a curated record
CAACGGUGAAGAUGGAGCCAGAGGGUGAAGACCUGGAGAAUGACAACUUGGACCCCUGGUCAGGUUCAGAGGGUUCCCAGGAACUUGGUGUCUCCGAAUCUUUGGCAGAGUCCUACAAUGAAGAGGAUGGUAGCGAGGCAGAGUAUCCUCUGGAACCACAGACAGCUCGCACCCCUGACUCCCCGGAUCGCUUUCAGCCUGAUGGGUGGCAAUCUGAUGGUGAACAACCUGAAUUUAGUGGAAGUGAAGAGGAAGCUUCGUAUCGAGAAGAGGAUGACAUGUACUUAAGUGAUUCAAGAGAGUCAAACAGAGAAUCUCCCGACAUCCAGACCUCACAAACACCCCUGUCCUUGCAACCAGAGUGUCCAGACUCCGAGCCUCGCCCGGGGCAAAUAUCGAGCCCGCAUUCCCACUCCUCCUCCUCCGCUCUUGGUUCCACCACUGGUAUGACCCUGGCCUUGACCCUGACCGCUGAAGAACCGCAGGGAGCCAGUAAUAGGCAGGACCCAGCGACUGAAAACAGGAGGGUUGAAUCUUCAGAGGAAGGAGGGAGCAGUGAAGCACCUCCUGUUUCUGUCUUCUUUGGAAUUUCAGAUGAGGGUGCUGAGCAGGCAGACAAGUGGAACUCAGAGUCUGACACAGAUCUGUGCAGACCGGACCGCCACGGGGUAAGGUACACACGGCUCACUCACAACGAGAGCCAAUCAGAAAGGCAUGUCAAGGAAACAAAGUCUAAAUGUAAGCGAAUUGCUCGACUUCUGACUGACGCGCCCAAUCCUCAAAAUAAGGGAGCCCUGCUAUUCAAAAAACGGCGCCAGAGGGUGAAGAAGUACACGCUUGUGAGUUACGGAACUGGUGACAACAAGCUUGACAGUGAAGACCAAAUCGAAGAAGAAACUGAAGAAGUUCAAUCUGCUGGGUACAACUUCGUGGCUACAAGUGAUUCUGAGCUCGAGGAGCAGUAUUCCCUUUAUCACCAGCAGCAAAACUUGAGUCUGAAUUGGAGAAGUGUUCGAGAAAUGGAAGCACUGCCAGACACAAAGGGCAAGGGCGUGUUGAUGUUUGCACAACGGCGCAAACGGAUCGACGAAAUUGUGUCAGAACACGAAGAAAUGAGAAGUAAAGGAUUGCCUGCGCAGGUGUUCGUGGGUCCUGAAUGUGCAGAAGUGCCUAAUAUUUAUGACAGUAAGGAAAUGUACGCACAAGGUGGUCAGGCUAACUACAUGGAUGUAAAUCUCAAGCAGCAUUUGGACUACCAAGAAGAAAUUCAACAGCUGAAUCACCUGUCCAAUGUCCAGAAGCCCUUGGUGCCGAACAGAACUGCAAAGCCCUUCUUAGGAUUUCAGAAGCGCUCAACUGCUCCAGUUAUGGCCGCCAAUGACGUUCCAGCAACAAGGAAGUACGAUGCCAGAUUUAAAGUGCCGGUACCUAUCACCACUAACCCUCAGGUUUGGUCUCCGACUGGCGACAUCAUUGCCUCCAGAGAUGAGCGGAUAUCGGUGCCAGCCAUCAAGACCGGCAUCCUGCCAGAGCCAAAACGGAAACACUCAAACAAGCAGGCAUCAAUGCUGGCGAAAGAAUCACAGCUUCAUCUUCAAAACAGAGGGGAAAGGAAAUCUUUUAUUGAGUCUGAGGAGGACUGUUUUAGUCUAGGUGCUGAAGCUUGUAAUUUUAUGCAACCCAGAACAAUCAAACUGAAGAAUCCCCCUCCAGUUGCUCCGAAACCUGUUAUCAACCCAUUAUGCCCACCCUGGAUAAGGAGAAGUCCUUCUUGUGAACCCUACAUUCCUCCAAGAAGUCCGAUUUCACUACCUGCCCAGAGUCCAGUGGGGCCCAAUAGUUCACAUUACUUACAGCAGGAUGACUGGGCCCAGCCUCAACAGAUGGCCGGUCGUUGGGCACCAGAUCAAACUCCGGCAGCACUUCAAACACCUGCCAAUACCUGGGCUCCAGUCAACACCGCCUCUCAGCUUCAUCUUCAGCCUUCCACAAAUAGCUGGAGUCAACAGCAACCGCGAUCCCCAGUGAGUAUGCAGGCCUGCAGUCCAACUCAGAGCCCAUAUUACCCUCCGUCGCCCUCAAGAAAUAAGUUUGACAGCACUCCGAACUCCAUUGCCUCUUUCCCACCACAAGCAGGGAAGUCAUACGCCAGUUCAUCAAAAGCAUUGCCGGUGUCUCCGGUGGCAAACAGAGGAAUUAAUCGGAGUAGUGAUGGUUCAACUUUGGCGGGGAAAGGUGCUGCACUGUUUGCCAAAAGACAGUCCCGUAUGGAGAAGUUUGUUGUUGAUUCAGACUCAGUACAAGUUAGCAAACCCAGGUCCCCUUCUCCAACCUCUUCUCUCCCCAACUCAUGGAGAUAUUCAUCCAAUAUCCGUGCUCCACCUCCAUUAUCAUACAAUCCCAUUCUUGCUCCUUUCUACCCUCCCUCGGCAGCCAAGCAGCACACCUCCACAAGCCCCAAAAUCAAGCCCAAGACCAAAGAGAAGUCUAGAUCUGUCCCCAAGCAUCUCAACACCUUAGAUAUUAUGAAACAUCAGCCUUAUCAGUUGGACUCGGCACUCUUCAAGUACGGUGCAAUCCCAGAUGCCAAAAGUCCCAGCCCUAAACCCACCCAAGUGUCUAAGUUUGAAGUUAUCAAAAACCUCAAACAAAAAUCUUCCCCCUCUUAUUCUCCUUAUAAAGCCUCUGGGCCUUCAGUUCAGAGUGCCGCAGAUGCCCAUGCUAAGUCUGCUGGAUCGGUAAGUCCCCCAAGUUUUUCUGGCCAGAGCACAAGAUCAGCUGAGCCUCCUGUGGCUGACAAACACUUGGAUGAAAAGCUUGCUGAAACACUUGCAGCUCAUCACCUAAGCAACAAGCAGGCGCCAGGCUCCCGUCCGGCAAGCACCACCUCGCAGUCCUCCUCUGCCGCUGACAGCAUAGCUUUAGCUUUCUCUCCGGCGUCUCUCAUUGCUCGGGGCGUACGUCAAAUGGCUCCUCGGCCAAAGUUCUCCGCUAAGAAGCCAGUGAUGACAAGUAAACAGAGGAAGUCUGUUGCUGUGCUGCGUUAGUGGUGACAGUCUGGUGCAGCUGCAGCAGAUGAUCACAUCUGUAACCUGGUAGCACAUUCUAUGUCUUAUAUUGAACAGACAGAAAGAAAAGUCCUUUGCACUAAACAUUGGCCUCAUCCAAAAUGAUUUGAAGGAUGGUGCUACAGAAACACAUUGAUGUGAAUAAUAAAGCUGAAUGUAAAGAAAAUCAAUUGUAGAAAAACAACAACCAAUAAUAAUAUUAAUAAUAGCACACAGUAUUUACUUCAAGUACUUACUUGGAAGAUUUAAAAAAAGAAAAAAAUCAAGGAAAAGUGAGACAAUGUAAUGUUGAAAUAUUCUCAGGAAGUGCUACAGAAUGUGCAAUACUAUGAGCAAAAAGCCUGAAACAAUUAAGUCCUGUAGUUUUUAGUGUUGUACUCUUUUGUAAGAAAUGUGUAUGUUGCAGAAAAACCACUGGAAACCAAAACAAUGCAAAAACAAGUAUAUUCCUUGAUUACAAAUAAAUCAAACACAUUUGUAUUGAUUCUGGCAUCUGGGAUUACAGUGACUCAUGUGUACUAUCAUAUUACUAAAUACCUGUAAUGAUUUAAUGUGUUUGGGGGGAGGGGGCAAAAAAAAAAAAAACCCUUUGCACUUCAUUUGGGUGAACAGAAUUUUCAAUUCCUUCAGUCUCAUUCCAGACUUUAAUGGUAUCACAACAGCUCAAAGCAUUCAUGUUGGUUGUGAUUAUUUAUCCAGAUGACUUUAAAAUGUCUGCAAUCACCAUUUAUGGCCAGUCACUCAGCCGAAGUCAUCUGAUUUCAUGUGUCAGCCUUGAUGAUAUGAGCAACAUUUCUUUGUGAUUUUAAUGUUCUCCUUCUUGCUUGCAUCAUUAGCAGCAGCUGAAAAUGGAAACGUGAAUACCUGUCUUGUUUUACUUCACACCCUGUCUUUCUGUCAUAUCACUGUUUGCACUACUUGUACUCAGCACAACCAGGCUAUUAAAUUUCUCUU